Messenger RNA from Euleptes europaea (tarantolino), 1088 nucleotides. RefSeq names its product Wnt family member 16 (gene WNT16). Gene Ontology annotation, cellular component: extracellular region. The transcript has 4 exons. Bases 1 to 1068 code for a protein of 355 amino acids. The record is from RefSeq and is a predicted model, not a curated record. Gene Ontology annotation, molecular function: frizzled binding; cytokine activity. Gene Ontology annotation, biological process: cell fate commitment; neuron differentiation; canonical Wnt signaling pathway. Lineage: Eukaryota; Metazoa; Chordata; Lepidosauria; Squamata; Sphaerodactylidae.
AUGGCCGCACGUGCGCUUUUCGCGUUGCGCCUGUCCGGUUGGUGGUUGGGCAUUGCCUCCUUCGGGGUCCCAGAGAAACUGGGUUGCUCUAACCUGCCCCUCAAUGGCCGCCAAAAGGACCUGUGCAAGAAAAAGCCCUAUCUCCUGCCCAGCAUCCGUGAAGGAGCACGCCUAGGAAUCCAGGAAUGCCAGAGACAGUUCAGACAUGAACGGUGGAACUGCUUACUCUCGCCGGAUACUUCCUCUUUGGUGUUGAGCUCUUCGUCCAUCCCUGUGGCUCCUUCCUCCUCUGUCUUUGGUUAUGAACUGAGCAGCGGCACCAAAGAAACAGCAUUUAUCUAUGCGGUGACCGCGGCUGGGCUAGUGCAUUCCGUGACACAUUCAUGCAGUGCAGGGAAUAUGACCGAAUGCUCCUGUGAUACCAACCUGCAGAAUGGUGGCUCCUCCAGUGAAGGCUGGCAGUGGGGUGGCUGCUCUGAUGACAUCCAGUAUGGCAUGUGGCUGAGCAGGAAGUUCUUAGAUGGCCCUGUAAGAAAUAUCACUGGAAAAGAUGGAAAUGGAUUGAUUGCCAUGAAUUUGCAUAAUAAUGAAGCUGGAAGACUGGCAGUAGCAAAACUGAUGACAGUGGAUUGCCGUUGUCAUGGAGUCUCUGGGUCCUGUGCCCUAAAAACGUGCUGGAAAACCAUGUCCACCUUUGACAAGAUUGGCAGUUUUGUAAAAGAUAAGUAUGAGAACAGCAUCCAGAUUUCAGACAGACUUAAAAAAAAACUUCGCAGGAAAGAAAACAGCCAGCGCAAGAUACCGAUCCGUAAAGAAGACCUGCUGUAUGUCCACAAGUCCCCCAACUACUGUGUUGAAGAUCGCAAACUGGGUGUCCCUGGGACUCAGGGAAGGGAAUGUAACCGAACUUCAGAGGGACCAGAUGGCUGCAACCUCCUCUGCUGUGGUCGCGGAUAUAACACUCACGUAGUCAGACAUGUGGAGAGAUGUGACUGCAAAUUUGUUUGGUGUUGCUACGUGCGCUGCAGAAAAUGCGAGAGCAUGACCGAUGUUCACACUUGCAAAUGAAAAACUAUCUGCCUCUGAAA